Messenger RNA from Cooperia oncophora, 291 nucleotides. The record is from the annotation of a GenBank genome assembly. NCBI's taxonomy places the organism in Eukaryota, Metazoa, Nematoda, Chromadorea, Rhabditida, Trichostrongylidae.
AUGGUGAACGACGACUCGGCUGAAGCUGCUAACAACAACCAUGUUAAAUUGUCUGAAACUCAGCUUAUACAAAACGAAUUCGGUGCUCCUUUGGAAGAAUGUUACAAGCUGGCCGUAAGGUUCUAUAAAGGUUGCCAUAUGAAAUGCUUUUCAAAUUUAGAGAAGGAGAAAUCAGGAGAUUUGGUAAUGUCGUACCACGAUCGCGUGAAGUUGAUGGCCCUUAACAAGCAGGUGCGUUCCGGAUUCAAAUUUGAUCGAUUUGCUUUAUGUCUCGAUUUAAUUGUCACAUGA